This is a messenger RNA of Aureococcus anophagefferens, 606 nucleotides long. RefSeq lists its product as hypothetical. Gene Ontology annotation, molecular function: phosphatase activity. The transcript has a single exon. NCBI's taxonomy places the organism in Eukaryota, Pelagophyceae, Pelagomonadales, Pelagomonadaceae. The annotation marks the transcript as partial. The record is from RefSeq and is a predicted model, not a curated record.
CCGCGGCGCAUCAUCCUCGUGAGACAUGGCCAGUCCGCGGGCAACGUCGACGAGACGGUCUACACGCACACGCCCGACUGGAAGGUGUCGCUCACGGACAAGGGCCGCGACCAGGCCCAGGCCGCCGGCCGGUCCUUCAAAAAAAUCUUGGACGGCGACGCCGCGGCGGGGCCCGUCUUCAUCUACUCGUCGCCCUACGCGCGGUGCCAGGAGACGGUCGAGCAUCUCAUCACCGCCGCGGGCGUCCCCGAGUCGCGCAUCGUCGGGCGGCGCCAGGAGCCGCGCAUCCGCGAGCAGGACUUUGGCAACUUCCAGGACCCGCAGAAGAUGCGCGAGUGCAAGGUCAGCCGCAACGAGUUCGGCCGCUUCUUCUACCGGUUCCCGAACGGCGAGAGCGGCGCGGACGUCUACGACCGCGUGUCCACGUGGCUCGAGACACUCUACCGCGAGAUGGAGUUCGGCCUGAUCACGCCGGACACGACGCUGCUGUUGGUGACCCACGGGUUGACCGCGCGGCUGAUUCUCAUGCGGUGGUACCACUGGUCCGUCGAGGCCUUCGAGGAGACGUACAACCCGGGCAACGCGCAGCUCAUGGUCAUGGAGCGC